Molecule: messenger RNA, 429 nt
Organism: Lathyrus sativus (Indian pea)
Lineage: Eukaryota; Viridiplantae; Streptophyta; Magnoliopsida; Fabales; Fabaceae
Source: the annotation of a GenBank genome assembly
AUGACAAGGUUUAUUACCCUAUGCAUGUUGUUCUUUUUCUGUGUUAUAAUUUUGGCUUCUGCACAAAGUGCCACUGUGACGUCCACAUAUAAUUUAUACCAACCAGAACAGCAUAACUGGGAUUUACUUGCAGUAAGUGCAUUUUGUGCCACUUGGGAUGCAGACCAGCCUUUAUCAUGGCGUAGCAAAUACGGUUGGACUGCUUUCUGUGGACUUGUUGGGCCUCAAGGCCCCGAUUCUUGCGGUCGUUGCUUGAAGGUGAGAAACACUAAAACUGGAGAUGAGGAAAUAGUAAGAAUUAUUGACCAGUGCCAUAAUGAGGGCUUAGAUUUGGACAUCAGUGUGUUCCAUAGGCUUGACUCGGAUGGAAGUGGAGAUGCUCAGGGUCAUCUUAUUAUCAACUAUGAUUUUGUGGAUUGUGGUGACUAA